CCAGUUUCCGACAACGUGAGUCGUAAGCACUGCUGCCGUGAAUAGGCUGUUUUUGUUUUGUUUCUUUAGUUGUAAAAACCAAACGUUUGUUGAUUUUAAAACAAUAUAACGAAAGGCAAGGGGGACAUCUAAUACAUAUAGCCAUUAUAUCUAUUAAUCGAAUUUGCGAAAAAUAGGCCAUCAAGAUUUUAAGUACAGCGUGAGGCCCGGCGGACAACGAGCUCGAGCGGCUUCAAAAAGUUUGUUGUUGUCACGUGACACGAGGCGAAUGUGGCGAUAAAAAGUUUUUUCUUUCAAAAUUAAAAGCAAACUUGUUUUUGAUAUUUAUUUAAGUAUAUAGCUAUUUUAAACCAUGCCUCAACCGAAAUACAGGAAGAUUGCCGUGUUGGGAUACCGAUCAGUAGGCAAAUCUUCUCUGACAAUCCAGUUUGUGGAGGGACAGUUUGUAGAUUCAUAUGAUCCCACCAUUGAAAAUACCUUCAAUAAAAUGGUGUCUGUGAACGGGCAGGACUUCAACCUGCAGCUGGUGGACACUGCAGGACAGGACGAGUACUCCAUUUUCCCUCAGUCUCACUCUAUGGACAUCCAUGGCUACGUGCUUGUCUAUUCCGUCACCUCCAUGAAAAGUUUUGAAGUGGUUCAGGUCCUUCAUGAUAAGCUGCUGGACAUGGUUGGGAAAAUUCAGGUGCCAACUGUUCUUGUUGGGAACAAAAAAGAUCUUCACAUGGAAAGGGUGAUCAAGCCAGAAGAGGGGAAAAAACUGGCUGACUCCUGGGGGGCCGCGUUCAUGGAGUCCUCUGCCAAGGAGAACCAGACAGCGGUAGAGGUAUUCAAGAGGAUUAUUUUGGAGAUGGAGAAGGCAGACGGAAAUGCACCUUCAGAUGACAAGAAGUGUUCAGUGAUGUAGAGACUCCAUUGGAACAGCAGUUGGCCCCAUGGCAGAAGCCAGGAGACACCACCACCCCCACCCCUGUUCAUCACCAGCCAACCAAUCAUGACCUACAAUACCAUAGAACUACCACCAGCCCCAAACUGCUGCUGUCAAGAGCCAGCCAAUCACUGUGAACGCUGUACAAGAGCUAACCAAUCCUGACACUUGGCUCUUUUUCUGGUAGCCUUUUACCAGACUGGAAAACCCCAACAGCCAUCUAAACAGUGUUCACUCACCAUCAGAUAUGCCUCUCUGGUCUGCUAAAAUGAAUGUUGUUAAGCAAACCUGAUAAUAACCUUGAUAGCAGUAGUCAAGCCCAGAUUAAACCUCAGGAACUGAGAGCCAAUACCAUUUACAUUUUACUUUGUUGAACCAAUUAACCUUGGUCUGCCUACUGUUCGCUCAAGUUCACCUUAAAGCAUACCACAUGGAAUUCACCUACUCCAAAUGAACGUACCUAGCCAUGUGUGGAGAGUUGUAAUUCUAUAUUAAUGAAUAAAAAUAGCUGACAUAUUAGUUCAGUUAACCAAGUCUGCCUUAAGACACAGGCUGAGCCAACAAGUCCUGGACACGGCAUCCACAUGGGUGCAUACACUCUUGAGGUCUUCAGGUGAUGCAGCCAGUCCUGUUUUGCUGGUGCAGUGGAGAACCACAGUUCAGAUUACCUUUACCGUUUCCACAGAAUAACGAACACCUGGUUAAUUGUUUUACAUGAACCUGUACACUCUUAGCAGGUUAAAAUACAGUCUAAAUGAAAUAAAUUUACGGAGUCAUUUCCACAGCGUACUUGCAGGCAGAAAAUUAAAACAUGUCCUGGAAUAUGCCUGACAGAAGCUUUGGUGCAGCAUCUGCCUUUGGAAUGUGACAGUAUUUCAUACAGCAGUUCCCUUACUGUAGAACAUACCGGUUGUAUAAGCAAGCAAAGUAUUUCCGGUUUAAUCUUGUCUUUUUAAAUUACCAAAUAUUUUUUCCUUUACAUUUUGAUGUUCUUUAUUUUUCUGGUUGGUAGAUGGCUCCUUAUUCUGAUUAAUACUAUUAUGCUGUAAUUAAAUUGCCAUUUUAAUAAAAAAUGUAGUUUUCUGUGAAAUCACCCAAUUUAAAAUUAAGGAGAUAUUUUUAUUUCUGUAGCAACAUUAGGAAGUCCCCCCCCAAAGUAGGACACAAGGCAGGGGCUUAAUGGAAUUGUCAUUGUUGGUUCUUUAGAAACCAACAUUUGUAUAUUAAAUUAUGUACAUAAUUACACUGCUGAUAGAAUAAUUAUCUAGUUUUGGUUUACAGUUUCAGGUAAGCUGUAAUGUAUGUAUAUUAUUAAAGGAAAUAUACUUCACAUCUUCCACUCCCCUCACAACUUGACCCCUCUGCCUCCUCAUACAUGAAUAGACACAAAUGAAAUGGAAAAGACCGAAUCCUUAUUUUUCUUUUCGCUUGAAACUGUCUGCCUAUUUCCUGUAUUUAUUAUUUUUCUGUGGUUUUAAUCAAGCACAGCUCUUGAAUAAUGGAAAGGUGAUUGAUGGUGGUGAAGGGCAGUGUUUGCACUGGUGAUGCGGUGUUCUGUGCCUUACCCCCAUAUACCCCCCCCCACUCCCCUCCCCCUUUCCAUGACUGAAGGUGCUUUCUUGGGUUUUCCUCUCUGGUGACUUGAACCUGGGAACUGCUGGUGUUGUGCACCUCAACACUGACUUCCCCCUUUCCCCACUUUCAUGGUUGCAGUCAACACAAAUCUUGCUGUAAACAGUUUUGUAUAUAUAAAUAAAUUCUUUACUCCUUUGAA
Megalops cyprinoides (Indo-Pacific tarpon) is the source of this 2702-nucleotide messenger RNA. It is a transcript of the gene rhebl1, whose product is annotated as Ras homolog, mTORC1 binding like 1. The transcript is spliced from 8 exons. Gene Ontology annotation, biological process: small GTPase-mediated signal transduction. Gene Ontology annotation, cellular component: plasma membrane. The record is from RefSeq and is a predicted model, not a curated record. Lineage: Eukaryota; Metazoa; Chordata; Actinopteri; Elopiformes; Megalopidae. Gene Ontology annotation, molecular function: GTPase activity; GTP binding; GDP binding. The coding region runs from base 353 to 907 and encodes 184 amino acids.